ACAAACUUUGGCGAGUCUGUGAGUUUUUCUUUUUUUAAAUAGGGCAAGGCAAGGCUUUCACACAGCAAGAGUGGGCCAUCGGGCUGCACAACUGCGGCGUCUCGCUGCACGAGAUCUCGCGGGAGACUAGACGUUUGCGCACGUGCUUGCGGAACGCGGUCAGGGCGGAGCGAGGACCGCAGACGGACAUCGGUUGCAGUAAAGAAAGGGCAGGCCGGCCUCAUGCACUAACCCAAUGGAAGUGCGGCAGGACGUUCGUGCAGCCGCGGCCAGUGACCAGUUCGCCGCCGAACUGAAGGCCAACCACGGUAUCAAGGCUUCGAUGCGGACGGUGCAGAGGCUGCUCCAGCGAGUCGACCAUCUGGUGUAUACCAAAAUGGACGGUACUCUACUCCCCACCGCUGCCCACAAGACUGCCGCAAUGGGGUGGGCAGAAGAGCACAUUUUUGAUCCGGGUAAGCAACCACGUUUUAUUUUAGUUUAUUUUGAAAUACUAUUUAAGCACGCAUCAAGUGAAACGAUGAGAUUCUUGCAAGAAAUGGAGGUCAACACAAUGGCGUGGCCAGCUCGCACCCCCGACUACAACCUUAUCGAGAAUGUAUGGUCGGGAAUGGCAGCGCGGGUAUCCGCCCAUGGCCUCCAAUACCAUAUUACUGGCAAGAUUGAAGAAGCUAUAAGGUAGGAUGGGACUCCAUCGUGAACGAGUACUUGCUCAAGCUAGUUGUGUCCAUGCCUCGGUGUUGUCUC
This is a messenger RNA of Phytophthora nicotianae INRA-310, 747 nucleotides long. RefSeq lists its product as hypothetical. Lineage: Eukaryota; Oomycota; Peronosporomycetes; Peronosporales; Peronosporaceae. The transcript has a single exon. Gene Ontology annotation, molecular function: nucleic acid binding. Bases 236 to 682 code for a protein of 148 amino acids. The record is from RefSeq and is a predicted model, not a curated record.